Messenger RNA from Theobroma umbraticum, 1534 nucleotides. Its product is annotated as Glutathione S-transferase family protein. NCBI's taxonomy places the organism in Eukaryota, Viridiplantae, Streptophyta, Magnoliopsida, Malvales, Malvaceae. Gene Ontology annotation, cellular component: cytoplasm. Gene Ontology annotation, molecular function: glutathione transferase activity. The record is from RefSeq and is a predicted model, not a curated record.
AUCUGCCUUAUCCAAGAUAAAAGGGUAUUAUAGGAACACAAACACACAUUAAAAUUAAAAAAACAAAAAGAAAAAGGAAACCUUAUAAUAGGCCAUGCUCACUUUCCUUUGCAAAACUCCAUCAGCUUUUGGUGUAAACAACUCAUCCUCUCUCCCAUUUUUUGCUUUCAAGCGCACUUUUCAAAUGGCUCGAUCUGCACUGGAUGAAAUGUCAGAUUCUGGGGCUUUUAUGAGAACUGCUUCAACAUUUCGUAAUAUCAUCUCUCGUGACCCAAAUUCUCAGUUUCCUCCUGAGUCAGGAAGGUAUCAUCUGUAUGUAUCUUAUGCUUGCCCUUGGGCUUCCAGGUGCCUUGCAUUCUUGAAGAUCAAAGGGCUUGACAAAGCCAUCAGUUUCACGUCAGUCAAAACUAUAUGGGAGAGAACAAAGGAAACUGAUGAGCAUAUGGGAUGGGUUUUUCCCACCUCUAAUACAGAAGAGCCAGGUGCUGAACCUGACCCUUUUAAUGAAGCAAAGAGUAUAAGGGAACUAUAUGAGCUUGCAAGUACAAACUAUACUGGGAAGUACACAGUUCCUGUCCUAUGGGACAAGAAAUUCAAGACUAUUGUUAGUAAUGAGAGUGCAGAGAUAAUCCGCAUGCUUAAUACUGAAUUCAAUGAUAUAGCAGAGAAUCCUGCUUUGGACCUAUAUCCUCCUCAUUUGAGAGCUCAAAUUGAUGAGACAAAUGAAUGGAUAUACAGUGGAAUAAAUAAUGGUGUUUACAAAUGUGGGUUUGCAAGAAAGCAAGGGCCUUAUGAUGAGGCUGUGAAACAAUUAUAUGAAGCUUUGGACAAAUGUGAGGAGAUUCUUUCCAAGCAGCGGUACAUUUGUGGAAACAUUCUGACUGAGGCUGAUGUUCGACUUUUUGUUACCCUCAUAAGAUUUGAUGAGGUCUAUGCAGUUCAUUUCAAGUGCAACAAGAAGCUUCUGCGGGAGUACCCAAAUUUGUUCAACUAUACCAAAGACAUUUACCAAAUUCCUGGCAUGAGCAGUACAGUGAAUGUGCAACACAUCAAGAAGCAUUACUAUGGAAGCCAGCCUUCUAUAAAUCCUUUUGGGAUAAUUCCUCUUGGCCCAAAUUUUGAUUAUUCUUCUCCACAUGACCGAGCAAGAUUUUAUGCAUAGACUCUAUGUAUCCCAGACUGUAUCUAUCCCAGACUGUAAGCUGUUCUGUAUUUUGGUGGGUGAUGCUGUGAUGCUCGUUGUUCGUAUAGACAACUUCUCUCCUCACAUCUGUGAAGAUGAGUUAAUUCUCAAAAAAGGAGGUAUCUACUCUCUUAGAUAAAGGUUUUUACAACAUAGGAGUACGUUUUCUAACACAAUGGAAGGAGAAAAAAAAGAAAAGAAAAGAAGAGUAACAAAGUUUUAAUGUUGGUCACUUCAUUAUGCUCUUUGUUGUAUCAGAAUAAUGUCUGUCUCUACAAAUACACUACAAGCAUAUUAUGUCAUGUACCUCUGAUGUUUCCAGUGCACGUAAAGAAGUUUUUUCUUUAGUAA